GGUGCCCAACGCAAUUCAUCAUCUUCAGCUAUAGAUGCGUCUCCGGCGGAAAGGGACUGUUCAGAUUCCGGUCCCUUGCGUAGAACGAGAACUGCUGAAGACACAACGAGCACUCUGUCAUCUGCUUCGAAGAUGAAUUUCAGAAAGAUGAAGAGCAAGAAUUAUGUAGUCGGAGGGAGUAGCAGCAGCACCUGUCGUCCCGCACCUUUUCAACAUCUAACCUACCGACACGAUAACGAGUCCGAGUCCACAGUUACCACGUCUUCGCCAAACCUGCCGUUUGGAGACCACCGCAUUGCGGCUUCGUCCAAUGACGAGACACGGUCCGGGUAUGCGACCUCCUGUAGCCCGGACCUUGACUUAGAACUGGUUCAGCAAAGCGGUGGAAUCCCACUCGACCUCGUCGACGAGGUGUCAAGAACAGGAAAUAUAGAUCAUGACAACGAAUCAAUACCGACGGGGGAUCGAAAAAGAGAAGUACUACACUCAAGAACAAAUGACGCGGACGAUGGACUACAACUACAUUUUCAAGAAGGCAAUAAUCUGCGCAAUGCACCCACCUCACCGUCGCAUGAGGAACAAAGAGGUGUAUACCUCACUCGAUCGCGGAGGCAAAAAUUCACUGGAAAUGGACCACAAAAGCAACGCUUUGAGGAGGUUUUCCGGGAUUCCCUUCCGCAAGAACCCUCUGUGCAAAACAUAGAGAGAUGGCUUCUCGAGAUGACACAGCGGUGUUGCUUUAGCCUCACAAGCAUUGUGGGAGCGGUACAACUCUUGAUAGGAUAAAAGUUCAUACCUAUGCAUAGCUACUUACUUGUUUCUAGCGGCCAGCACCAUUUGUCUCAAGUUUUUCAGCUUAAACUUUCAUCUGCUAAGUUGAACUUGAAGUCCAACAACAUUUACCUUGAUCAUACCGAAGGUACAGGCAUUAGUUGUACUUCGUCCUCAAAUACUAAAAGACAGGUUGUCUACGUCUCGCGGCUAUUGCGCGAGGGCAAAAUUGAGUUCAGAGAAUGCAGCUGGCCUACGAUCUGGUGCUGGAUUAUGAUCAUAUCCGAAAAAUAUUGGGAGGAUAACUACAUUCAUCCUGGCCACGUCAUCCAGAUGUUCGGAAUGCAAACGCAUCAGAAGGAAGGUACUGAACCACAUGAGAUCGAGUGGAGGUGCUUAUGAUUUUCAUCAGGUUGUUGCGAUUGGGGAUUGCGUCAUGAUGUUGAAGAUGAUGAGAGGACGAUAGAUAAACGGCAUGAUUCGGUUCUUCUACUUACUUACUUACUUACUUACUUACUUACUUACUUACUUACUUACUUACUUACUUACUUACUUACUUACUUACUUACUUACUUACUUAGUUUUUGAUUUUUGAGCUUCUAAAGAAUGGUUGACUCGUACCUUCACCUUGUUUCUUGCACCUGCCACACUCAGACCUAUUCAAAAACAGGAAAGCGAACAGCGUUGCAGAUGCAACUUUGGCUGCUCGACGCACUCGGAUGGGACCUUAAUGUCAGCGAUGAGGAAUAUGACCAAGCCAUUUUCGAGCUACGCGCGCUCGUAGAGGAAGAUGUCAAGCCGUCGGGGGCGGCCCGAAUUUUUAUAGACCGACCUUUUCCCAAAGCAAAAAGCAUUCCCGCAGACCUCGGCAUGUCAACGCUACGAAAAACGGCCUCGCAUAUGCACGCUUGUACUUACUUGCGCACUUCCAUUUUCUCGCAACCAUUUCGUCACGCGCGUGGACGUGCUUGUGUGAAAAUACAACUUUGAUACGAUGACUCAUUUAUGUUGAUCAUGUGUCACUCAGUCAAAGUCUAUGCCUCGUCGGAGAUGAUUCAUCCCUGUCCCGCUGAGUUCAUCUUGAAUGAUCUCACUAACGAGAUGAAUGCUUACAUAUAAUAUAAGGAUAAGCCUUAUAUAUUUAUAUUGUCUCGUAUUUCAUCAGGUGCAUCUUCGUCCCGUAAAAUCGAUCACGUCGGCGGCCAGAAGAUCUUCAGCGGGCGACAACAGCGUCCUUUACAGUUUAAUGGGCCUGGUCAUCCUAGUGGAGGGUCGCAUCACAGACCAGGGAGCUCUGGAGCACCCCGACCGGGACACUUCCACGAGCAAUCAACAAGUAGCAAUCUAUUUGGUGAAGUUUUUCGGCACUGUGAAUAGAGAGAUCUUUCAUGAUUUCAUCCAUUUAUCCCCACUUCUCAAGUACUAGCUAUUGCGAUUUUAUUUUGGCGCCUCAUGAUCAAGAUGUUGAAUUUGGAUUUCUUAAUGGACGCAAAUCGUCAUUACUACUGACCCUUACGCAGCAAUACUGCUUAUUUUCAACAUUUUCAGGAGGUGGAUUAGGACCAGCAGGUCAGGUGAAUAUGAUACCAGCAUCAGCAGGAAUUCCCCAGACGUCCUCGGCGCAUCAAGCUCAACUGCAUCAGCAGCAUCCAUAUUUGCGGGCCCUGGACCCCUACAACCUGCAUAUGCAGCACCAGCAACAGUAUUUCCAUCAGCAUCAUCAAGCGAAUGCAGGAC
Amoebophrya sp. A25 is the source of this 2508-nucleotide messenger RNA. The record is from the annotation of a GenBank genome assembly. Lineage: Eukaryota; Dinophyceae; Syndiniales; Amoebophryaceae.